Molecule: messenger RNA, 3355 nt
Organism: Platichthys flesus (European flounder)
Lineage: Eukaryota; Metazoa; Chordata; Actinopteri; Pleuronectiformes; Pleuronectidae
Exons: 13
Coding region: 478-2787 (769 amino acids)
Source: RefSeq, a predicted model, not a curated record
CCCGCCGGGCGGGGUUAUCGAGCAGCCCCUCCUCUCAGCGAACGGGAUGCUGCUUAGCUUCUGGUUAGCCUAGCUUAGCUUAGCUUAGCUCAGGUAACGGUAACCGGUUCAUGUACCGACGGCUUCUCUUGUGUCGCGAUGACGUGAAGCAGCGUCAGGCAGCGGCAGGCUCAGCUAACGGGGCCGGGGUGUUGGGCUCGCUGCUCGGGUUAGCUGACUGGGCUAGCCCGCUUCGGUCCGCGGUUCAACAGGAGCUAUCCUCGGGGGACACAGACAACCAGCGGCCGGUCUGAGCUCCGGUGAAUCCGCGGCGGCUGCGCUGCACGUGAUGGACGGAGCAGCGCUGCUUUAGGAGGAGGAGAGCGGGGAAGCUCCGGGUGCAGUUAGCAUCAGGCCUGAACCACAACACUGCUUCCUCCCUUCCUUCCUUCCUUCUUCCUUUCCUUGGUCACUUCCUUGGUCACUUUCUCCCUUAGGAUGGAGUCCGGCCUCAACCCGAUGCCACAGUUCCCGGAGAACUCCUAUAAAAUGACCGAGGAGGACGUGAAGAGGCUGAUUGAGUUCAGGGCGUCCAACGAGGCUCUGUUCACCGGGAAGAGAAACUCUGCCAAGAUAGCGUGGAGCACCAUCCUGAAGGGCCUGGGUCUGGAGGGGAAGCUGACCGCGGACCAGAUCGCCAAGAAGUGGGACAACCUGCGGACAAAGUACAAGGAUCUGAAGCAGCCCUAUCAGGGUCAGGACAGCAUGGGGGGUGUCGUGGAGUCGUGGCCCUGGUUCCACAUCAUGGAUGAGGCCAUGCAGGGUCGACUCUACAACAGCAACCUGGUGCUCAGCCUGGAGCCCAGCACCGGCCACCGCGGCAGCAGCCAGUCCAGCCAGACGCAGGAGAACACGGACAUCCUGGAGUUCCUCAUCAAGACGGAGAUGGAGGAUUCGGUGGCAGCGGAGACGGUGGAGGACGAUGGGAUGGAUCCCACGGAGGCUCCUCCUACAGAGGGAGUCCCAAUGGGCUGGAGGAGGAUGACCGAGUGCUCGUAUAAAAUGACGGAACCAGAAACCGAGCGGAUGAUCAAACUUCGAGCGGCGAACGAAGCGCUCUUCACUGGCAGGAAGCAUUCAGCCAAACCGGCCUGGAGAGCCAUUCUGUACGAGCUGGGUCUUCAGGGGAAGCUGACCACUGACCAGUUAGCCAAGAAGUGGGACAACCUGAAGAGGAGGUACAAGGAGCUGAAGUUUCCUGCUCGAGGGGUGGAGACCAACCCCAGCUCCUGGCCCUGGUUCUACCGGAUGAACGACGCCAUGGAGGGACGUUUUGCCAACGUGGCUCCCAUCCUCACGCCCAUCGUGGAGGACGAGGACGAGGACUGCGAGCCUCUGUCCCCGGCGCCCAAGAAACGAGCGCGCCGGAGCCGGGGGGGGAUGGCGGAGUUCCUGACGGAGUCGGAGAUGGACCUGCUGGUGGACCAUGAGGAGAAGAACGGGUCCACGGCUCUGGGAGAGCUGCACCGGAUGUCGGAGUUCACCUAUAAAUUGACAGAGGACGACACCAGGCGGCUGAUCGAGUUACGAGCUGCUAACGAGUCUCUGUUCACCGGGAGGAGAAACACCGCAAAGCCGGCCUGGAGGGGGAUCGUGAAGGAGAUGGGGCUGACGGGGAAGAUAACACCAGACCAGGUCGCCAAGAAGUGGGACAACCUGAAGACCAAAUUCAAGGACUUGAAGUUCCCUCCCCGGGGGAUGGAGAACCAGACUAACCCGGCCUCAUGGCCCUGGUUCCACCUGAUGAAUGAUGCCCUGGAGGGACGUCUGUCGGGCAAAGCUCCCAAAGUGACACCCAUCUGGACCAACGAGGAGGACGCCGUCUUUGGCUCGUCUCCUCCCGACAGAGACUGUUUGAUGGCAGAGAGGAGCAGCGUGUCGGAGCUGGAGAGCAUGGUGGGGGGGGACAACACAGAGUCUGAUGGGAACGUCACCUACAUCGACGCCAGUGGGGAGGAGUGUUCAACGCCCUCUGACCUGUCGUACAAAAUGACCGACCAGGACACCAGGACGAUGAUCAAACUCCGAGCGGCUAACGAAGGCUUGUUCACCGGGAGGAGGAACGCUGCCAAGGCCGCCUGGAAGGCCAUCCUGAAGGAGCUGGGGCUGCAGGGAAAGGUCUCAACCUACCAGAUGGCAAAGAAAUGGGACAACCUGAAGAGGAGAUACAAGGAUCUCAAGUUUCCUCCUGUAGGGAUGGAGAGUGUAGCAGACAGCGCCUCCUCCUGGCCGUGGUUUCACCUGAUGAAUGACGCCAUGGAGGGUCGGCUGGCGAGCAGCGCCCCCCUCCUCGCUCCUGUCACCCAGGACGAAGACCAGCAGCUUGACCCCGCCCCUAGACACAGGUCCCGCCACAUCCCACCUCCUCCUCCACCCGCCCCCCCCUCCUCUGACUACGGACAGGAGGCGUUCUGCGACGGCGCCGAGCAGAACCAGCGGAGCUCGGAGGUGUGCGAUGGGCAGCUGGGAGGACUGGACAGGGAGUGGGAGAUGGUGGAGAGGGAGAGAACAGCGCUGGAGCAGGAGAGGGAGAUGGUGGAGAGAGAUAGGGCGGCAGUGGAGAGAGAGAGGGCGGCGGUGCAGGCAGAGAGGCUGUGGUUGGAGAGAGAGAGGGCGGCGGUGGAGCGGGACCGAGCCAUGGUGGAGCAGGAGAGGGCGGCGCUGGGCAGAGAGAGGGAGGUGCUGGACCAAAGAGCCUUGAUGCUGAGCCCGGUCGGAACCUCCGGACAUCUCAACGCCCUGAUGUAGACCACGGUGCUGUGGGGAUGUAGAGCGUCCCUGUAGAGGCUGCUGGUCUGGAGGUCUGGACCUCCUGCGGUGAGGAGUAAGCCAGAGGAGGCGUCGAGCUGCUGCUCCGCUGGGGGGGGCGCCCCGUCUGGAUGGUGGCUGCUGAUCGUCCACACGUAGCUGGUGACGGACAGAUCAGGGACCUCACUGGGCGACUGGACCGGGGGGGGGGUCAACCAUCUCAAUAGGGGAGCUGUACAGCUCACAGUUCAAUGACCUCCUCAGUUACACCGGCACUCCUCACACAUCCUCUCAUCAGGCUGGUGUCUGUGGAUCAGUCCGUCACCACAGACAGGCGGUGAUGAUCAGAGGCUUCUAAUGUCUGACGUGUGACUCCAGUGGAAUAAUGAUGUUCAUCUAUUAAAUUCAUGAGUGUCUCCAUCCCCAUGUUUCUAACAGAUACAGUUAAUGAGCUGAGGGCAUCGUCAGGAUCUGAAUCUAAGUUCAGAUGAGACUAUCAGUUCACUCCUGGUCUUCACACCUGGUGUUCACAGGAUCCGAUCACAGCUCCCAGUUCAGGUGUGGACAC